GCUUUCUGAGAGGAAUUAAUUAGUUAAUUAAUUAGUUAAUUAGUUAUUACAAAAGAAAAAUUUGAUUUCUCAUUCCAUCACUUCACUCAGCACAUCACACUGUCUAGAUUUUCUGUUUCGGCACAAACUAUGACAGAGGCGGUCUUUGUGGUGUCGAGUGGGACAACUUUAGCAGGGCGCGAUUGAGAGAUUCUUUUUUUUUUUUUACCGUCAACUCAUCAUACAAAUAUUUGGGGGCCUCUGCCACACAUUCGAAUGUACCAUAACAAUCCGCAAUAUAAUAAACACGGGGUGGUGGAUUUCUUCUGAAACCAGGAUAAACCAGGACUUGGUACUCAAAAUUAAGUAACCUUUCUUUGCAUAUACACCACACAAAAACACAAAAGCUCUUAGCAUGCAGACUAUUGGUUUCAAAUUACCGUAACAAUUACUCUCCUCAGGAUUUACGCUAAUCAGUGAUCCGGCAAACAAGGUUAGGGUUAGAGUUAAGGUACGUAACGCACAUGACACUCUCCAAGGACCAAGCUUACUGCUAAGGCUGCAUCUCUCCAUGGCAACUACAUUUUUCUCUAUAUUAAAUAUUAUUAUAAGAUGCGUUGUUGUUUUAACUCACAGUUCAAAGUAGGUGAAUGUGAUUAUUUUUCUAAAACCUAUUCAUUUAGGGCUGACAGUGGAGCUGGUUAUAAAAAGACAAUAGCGCUUAUUUGUCCCUCUGAAACAGUAAUGGACUGCAGGACAUUAUAGGAGGAUAUUAUAGCAGGACAUUAUAGGAGGACAUUACUCAUCACUCGGAGGAUUGGAAGUCCAGACCAACGUUUAGAGGUAGUAGAGGGAGUGUUAAAAGACGAGCUUUUUGGUCGAGCUUAAAGGAGGAAGAUCUACAAAGAUCAACACGGCGCCUUUUUGCUGGCAGCAGAGGGCCUCUGAAAGAAACAGUUGCUCUCACGAAGGUCACGGGACACACAUUUGAAGACAUGCGCAGAAGAUGAAAAGAAAAAAAUAUACCCAUGGCGGGAAAAUAUGCAGGUCGCACAGUAGCAUCAAUAAUCUUAUAAUCAAACAAGAUUUUGGAGAUUUCUAAAGCCCCGAUCAAAAAUAAGUGUUUCGCGUGGUUUAUUUAAGAAUUUGGCUUAUUUCAAGACACUUGACGUCUCUUAUGCCAACCCCUUGCUCAUUCUCAGAUCGAGGCUGCUAAGUUGAAAGUAAAUGACAAAACACUUUCUAAGCAUACAAAUCUACAGAGCCUCUGCACGCUGUCCCAUCUAGCCAUUUAGUUGACAUGGUGAGUGCAGAAGAAAAGUAAACACAAGGGCUUCUAACUCUAGCAAGUAUUGUGUAAGAUAGCACAGUCAACGAUUACUCAAAGUAGUGAGGAUUAUAAAUCAAUGUUUUCAAAUCUGACAAAGCGUAGCUUCAUAAUGAUCAGCAUACAAUUCUGCAAAUAUCACGGGGCUGGAAAUGAUUUUAUUGUCUUCGAUAACAGAGGUGAUGUUUACAGUCUAACAGACGAAACUCGACGUCACAUGUGUGACCGACAUUUUGGGAUCGGCGCUGACGGUAUCGUUGAGAUAAAGCUCAGUCAGUCAGAUGACUUUAAAGUCAUUUACUACAAUGCUGACGGCAAGGAGGGCUCCCUUUGUGGCAACGGAUGUCGUUGCGCUUUGGCAUACGCCAAAAGUUUGGGGAUAGUUUCGUUUGCCGGCACAUUAGGAGAUUGUGCUUUAGAGAACCCUGAAUGUCAAGGCCAGUCGGUGUACACGUUUGAAGCUUCGACUGGGCGACACGUUGGAAUCAUACAAGAAACCGUCAAAAGGGGAGUCAACUUAGUAGAAUAUUUCGUCAAAUUUGGAGAUUUCCUGGCUUCAGACAUAAAACAGUACAACGCUGAGGAGUUCUACAUAAACACAGGCUCCCCUCAUCACGUGAAAUUUAUCACGAAUGAAUUGGAAAAUAUGAAUGUUUUUAAAGCAGGGAGGAAACUGAGUUACGAACUCUACGGUGACAAGGGCAGUAAUAUCAACUUCGUUCAGUCAACGAGAGACAACCAGACAAUAAAAGUUACAGAUGAGCAUAGGCCAGAAGCGUGGGUAAAAGCCAAGGACAACAAUGUUCUCUACGUCCGAACUUACGAAAGGGGGGUGGAGAACGAAACAUUGGCUUGCGGAACGGGAGCAGUGGCCGUAGCACUUAUCCAACAUGCUAAGGAUGCCAAUGUUAUAAAUAUGGCUUUAAAUAGCCAGACGUCAGACGCUUCUUCUAAUACGGAAAGAGUUGAGCUCGUCCGAAAAACUAUCGAGAUGAAAGGCGGGAAGUUAACAGUGACAUUUAAAGCAGUCAUCAAUGAUCAGGGACCAAGUGUUUUGUAUAAAGACGUCUACUUGUCCGGGCCAGCUCAAUAUGUAUUUCGUGGGGUUUAUGAAAUGCCUCAAGAUUGAACAUUAAAGGAUAUCUUCAUAACCUUAUCUUGGGCUACUUUAAGUCAAUUAGUUUUCGUUGAUGUAGUUUAGUUUCCAUUGAGCUUAACACGCCACUUUCCUUGGACCCAGUAUAUAAAAUAAAUAGAAGCUCGCCUUGAUUUCUGUCAGACACAGACUAGAAAAACAGUUCACACUGUUGUAGGCACUUAGUCGAUAUAGAGAAAUGUUUAGAUUGUAGACAAGCAUCCCAUGUCAAUGAGGAAUCAAUCUCUUAUUCUCUAUGGACGUUUAUUUACGGCUGCAGAGGUCUUUCUGUUUUUUUCUUAUAUCUCACUACUAAUGUCAAUAAUAUUGUUGAAGUGCCAGUUACUUUAUUUCCUUUGUUAUUGAACGUCUAGACAUUAUAAGAAUUGACAAUCUUUUGUUGUUGGUUUGCAAAAAAAAAAGUCUGAUAUCGCUAGAUAAUUUUCGUAAAAUUGAUAAAAGAUUUUUUUUUUAAUAAGAACAAUUCGGACAUUGAAGCCCUCACUCAAAUGGAGUUUGAUGAUGAUGAUGACAUUGAAGAUAGCUAGAACUGAAGGUCUCUGCAUUGCCAUAUUUAGACUUGAUAAGGCCCUCUUCGGAUCAUUUAUAAGUCCAGAUUUUAUAUGCUAAAUAUUUCUUGAGGCGCCCUAAAAUUUAGUUUGUUUUGCCUAUAGGUUAAUCUGGCCCUGGUAAUGUUUGUUGUUUUCAAAAUUGGAUUUUUUUAAAUGAAAUUUAAAAAAAAAGGCUUUGAUAAAAAGAAGCAAAAUGCACCAGAAUUAUUAUUGUUAAGAUCUCUGGCAGACGGGAGUGAAAUUCAUUACUUAGCACCAGGAUUAGCUAGUCCUUUGAAUUAGUCAACACGAAAAUAAGGUAUUCAAGUAAAAAUGUUUUAUUUUUUUAUUCAAGUAUUGAAUUUAUAGCCAAAAUAAAAAUAAAUCUGGCAUAAUAAAACAAUUGUUUUAAAAAAAGUGUUUAACUUACCAAAUUUAAAAGUGAAAAAUCAAAUUGGAAAGGAAAUACUUAGCACUAUAACUAUUAUAACAUUAUCACUUCAAUAUAUAUUAAAUCAGACAUGUACAAGUCUACAUUGGAUCUAGUCAACAACUUCAAGGCCAACUGUCAGACUUUUCAAUAAAUCCACAGUGUACUCAUGGAGUAAAACGUUGUAUGAUGAUCAGGUACAGCAUAAGUGCAACAUAUCUCAUUGUGAGUACUGGCCUGACUGAUCAGAAGUUACACUUUGGAUCUAAGUCCAGCCAGACCAGAUGGGAAUUUAAACACCAAAAAGGACAGUUGGGUCAACAUGCUGACUACACAACAUUUUUGUAGAUACUGUAAAGUGUAAGCCAUUGAAACAGGGAAACUUAAGUCACCUGCUAGAAACAUCUUUCAAUCCAAAAAGAAAAUGUUACAGUUUAAUUAACAACUAUGUAAUUAAGUCAAAAUUAUUUCCCCUUGCACAACGACUUGGCUUCCAAAUCUUACAUAUAAUUAGUAAUUAAAGAUAAAACUGUCAAAUAUUAUUAAAAAAAAACUAACAGAUUAAAAAAAAAAAAACUUAACUUUUCUAACAAAUCAAUAAAGAAUUGGCGUCAUAAAACUUUUUUUCCCCUUUUCAAAGUUGGCAAUAAAACAUUUUGCGACCCCCCCCCCUUUUCAAAUAUAUUUCCUAGACUUCAAUGAGUACUCAGUUCCACAAAGUAAAGUUGUUUAUGUCUACAAGGUUCUGGAUUUGUUUCUUUUACUUUCCAAGGAAUGAGAAAGAGAGAAAACAAAUGUAGAAAGUAUACUGGUGUACAGUUCUAUGGUAAAUUUAUACAUGCAAUAUGGGUUUCUUCACUUGAUUCAUAAUACAUCUUUAUUAAAGAAACAAAGCCAGACCAGCAUGUGGCCUAUCUCAUUGAACACAACUGAUGCUUUCAAAUCUGAACCAGUUUUUAGUGCCAUAUAAUUGAUAUCACAUACAUGUGCCAUCUUAAUAGAAUUGGUCUGAGCAAAACAUUUUUAUAAAAAUAAAGGUCUUGUCUGUAAUUCUAAAGUGAAACAUUAAAUGUAAAAAAAAACAAAUUGCUAUAAAAAUGGUACAUUGAACUUGUCCAAAUUUUACAGAAUGCUUUUUCAAUGCAAGUUUAAGAAAUUCAAAAGGUAACAGUGAAAUAUUCCUAGACAGAGCUGACAUUUAUACAUAUAUAUAUAUAUAUAUAUAUAUACUGAGAGUGUUCAAACAAAUGAUCAAGUGUAAAUGAUUUGAUAGUGUAAAAAGACUAAUUUAUUUUUUUACUAAACAAUUGACAAGUGUUGAAUAAAAGCAGAUAUUUUUUUUCUUUAUUUAUUAUCAAUUUAUGAUUCAAUAAUGUACUUUGUAGCAAAAAAAAAAAAAAAAAAAAAAAGAA
This is a messenger RNA of Biomphalaria glabrata, 4834 nucleotides long. RefSeq names its product diaminopimelate epimerase-like. Bases 1386 to 2435 code for a protein of 349 amino acids. Lineage: Eukaryota; Metazoa; Mollusca; Gastropoda; Planorbidae. Gene Ontology annotation, cellular component: cytosol. The record is from RefSeq and is a predicted model, not a curated record. The transcript is spliced from 2 exons. Gene Ontology annotation, molecular function: diaminopimelate epimerase activity.